AUGAGGAUUAUCAGUCAGUCGACCCUUCUGGCUGUAGUUGUAGUUACACUCACUGUGGUGUCCUUCGCUGAAGCUAAAACUACACAGAAGCCAAAGUACCAGUACACCAAGAAGCCCGUCCCUCAGAUCACCGUUCACAACCCUGUGACCACCAGCAUGCCCAAGACUCACAAGAUAGUGCCGAGUGCAAAACCUGUGGUGCCCCAUCCAAUGCCCACCACAGAGAGGACCACCUAUCCGAGCCACAUCUUUCCACAGUACUACACAGAGAGCCCUGAGGCCCCCGGUGUUGGCCCAGAGAACUACACCCUAGAUUAUAAUGAGUGUUACUUUAACUUCUGUGAGUGCUGUCCACCUGAGAGAGGCCCCAGGGGGCCAAAGGGAGACAGAGGCCUGGCAGGGCCACCAGGUGAAAGAGGCUUUACAGGGCCAGCUGGUUUACCUGGACAACCUGGAGUGAGUGGUCCUAUGGGGUUGAAAGGAGAUAAAGGGGAGAAAGGUGACAGAGGUGGCAGUGGGAUAGCUGGGUCACCAGGAGUCCCAGGGAAACCAGGACAAAAAGGUGAAGUGGGCUCAAAAGGUGAGAAAGGUGAAAUAGGUUUGCAAGGUGUCAAAGGUGGUAUUGGGGAGAAAGGGGAACCUGGCCAGAAUGGAACUGCUGGUGAGAAAGGAGAACCGGGAAAAGAAGGGCCAGCUGGACCUCCAGGAUUGGCUGUUGAAUUAGGUCCUAAGGGGGAUAAGGGGGAUAAGGGGGAGUGUGGCACAUUUGGAGAGAGAGGACAAAAAGGUGAGCGAGGGGAUUCUGGGCCUCCUGGCAUCCCAGGAGCAAUGGGCAUUCCAGGAAUAAAUGGAAAGCAUGGUGCCCCAGGUCCUAUAGGCGUCCGAGGUGAUCCGGGCCCUACUGGACAACAAGGAGAACCAGGGGUUAGAGGAUCUCAGGGACCACAGGGCAUAAGAGGGGUGAUGGGGCCAAAAGGGGACCGGGGUUACCCUGGGAUGAGAGGUGAGCGGGGCUUUCGUGGAUUCAAAGGAGCUAAAGGAUCAGGGGUUCCCCAGAAACGCUCAGCCUUCAGUGUAGGUAUCUCUCCGAGAAAGUCCUUCCCUCCUUCUGGCUUCCCGAUCCGCUUUGACAAAGUCUUCUACAACGAAGAGAACCACUUCAAUGUCACUUCCAACAGCUUCACAUGCGUCCACGCUGGGGUUUACGUCUUCUCCUUCCACAUCACCGUACGCAAUCAGCCUCUGCGAGCCACACUGGUGGUGAACGGGUCACGACGGGUAAGGACACGGGACUCUCUGUACGGUCAAGACAUCGAUCAGGCAUCCACUCUGGUGGUGCUGCGACUGGCAGUGGGUGAUCAGGUGUGGAUGGAGACAUUCAGAGACUGGAAUGGGGCGUAUGCCAGCAGUGAGGAUGACAGCAUCUUCUCUGGAUUCCUGCUUUACUCAGACAACGCUUGA
Molecule: messenger RNA, 1461 nt
Organism: Morone saxatilis (striped sea-bass)
Lineage: Eukaryota; Metazoa; Chordata; Actinopteri; Moronidae
Gene: otol1b
Product: otolin 1b
Exons: 4
Coding region: 1-1461 (486 amino acids)
Molecular function (GO): protein binding
Source: RefSeq, a predicted model, not a curated record